Molecule: messenger RNA, 1191 nt
Organism: Lodderomyces theae
Lineage: Eukaryota; Fungi; Ascomycota; Pichiomycetes; Serinales; Debaryomycetaceae
Exons: 1
Coding region: 1-1191 (396 amino acids)
Biological process (GO): poly(A)+ mRNA export from nucleus
Cellular component (GO): nucleus
Source: RefSeq, a predicted model, not a curated record
AUGGAACUGAUUGCAGCUCAAGCAGUCAAUAUAGCACAACAGGGGGCUAACGAAGGUGAGACUGUUUCAGAGCAGGCCCCGAGCGCUCCGGCCGGAAGUAAUGACGAAACGGGGGAAGAUCGUCAAGACGAGUCGAAUCCAAAUGAUGCAUCAAAUAACCAUCAAGCCACAACUGAAGAACCAUACGACGACGAAGAGGUAAUCAAUUCAAUCAAGGUAAAGAAACUCACCAAUACCGAUGAUCGAUUCGAUACUAAGAAGAAGUUUAUAAGAAGAGCCAGGCCCAUUGAGAGUGUUGAGCCUGUUAGCAACGAGCAACCACCAAACAUCUCCGACGACAUGAACCCACAACAGAGGAAACGUUUGGAAUUAGAGGAGAAGAUGACGGCUGCCAUCAAAGUCAAAUCAAAUAGAAGAAGAAAAGCCGAUGAGGACGAUAUCGAAAGAAUGCAAGAUGAUAAAAUCGAUGACUUGAAAGGGCAAAUGAUCAAUGCGGCAAACUUGGAUGUCGAAAAGAACUCACAGGGGCAGAUUGCUACUGAAAAGUUGAAAUUGUUGGAGGAAGUAUUGAAUAUUUUGUCAAGAGCUGACUUGGCUGAAUCAAUUUUGGAUAACAAUCUUUUGGAAGCAGUACGGUUGUGGUUGGAACCGUUGCCUGAUGCAAGUAUGCCAGCUUACCAAAUUCAAAAAGAACUAAUAAACUCAUUGGAAACCUUGCCAAUAAAGACCCACCAUUUAGUAGCCUCGGGAAUAGGCAAAGUUUUAGUAUUUUAUCAAAGAUCAAAGAGGACGGAGCCGCUGUUGAAGAAAGUAGUUGAUCGAUUAAUUGGUGAUUGGACUCGACCAAUUUUGAACAAAUCAGACUCAUACAAGGAUAGAUCAAUACAGUUUAGUGAAUACAACAGGACAAAAUAUUCCAACAAAUUGUCCAGUGGUAACAAGCAAACUGCGCCAAAGACCUUGUACGAACAAAAUGCCGAGAGAAGAAAGAGGGCUGCUAUCCCCACAGCCCGUACUGCUGCUUAUAAGAUUGCUCCUAAGGUUAAUCCUAACUUGUUGCAGAGACAAGCAGGCAGGGGUUAUGAUGAGAGGUUUAGAAAGUUGAACCAAAAAUUGACAACCAUGGGAACAAAGAGAAAAGCCACAAAGAAAGGCGGCCCAUCUAUCGAAGGUAGAGAUUUGAGUAUCUAA